AUGAGCGUUGCAAAUUCGCCCGGCCAUUUGGGCCCGAGUCACACGAGCCACAUCCCAUUGUCGGAAUCACAAUCACAAUCACAACUUCAGGAAGAAUUACAAGAGCAACCAGGUACCAUAUCAGACACACUCGACGACGAUGAGGAUUCCGCCUUUGAGGAUCAGGACGGUGCUCAGGCAGCUCUCCAGCCCGCAAUCAGCUCUGCCGCCAGUCACCUCACUUCGUGCCAAACGCCUGCGGUGGAAAAGGCUGCAGUACUAGAGGCAGCUCCUGGCGGCGGCCUCUUUGACAGUGCCAUUGCGGAGGCCGAGGGCGAAGACGAUGAGCAAGGCCCUCCGGAGCCUCUCCAACCCGUCGCGGUGCUCCCCGCAGCCCAAGCUGCUCCGUCGACAAGACCCAACCUCAAUCUGGGUCGUCUCCCCAGCACCCAAGGCCAUGGAGCGCACGCGCUUCCCUCGCCUUGGGUCUCAGGCCCAAAGGGCUUCAUCGUCGACGACAAGGCCGGGCGUUCCAGCCAGACACGCGGUGUUCUCAGCUCUGCAUUUGGUCCGACUCGCCAGCGUCGCUCCAGAUCCGCGGGUCAGGAAGCUCUCAAAAGGCUGUCCAAGGCCUUUCCGUCAAUUAAUAUGCCUACGCACCUUUUGCCAUCGCUCCCCUCUUCCUUCUUUUCCAGCUUCACGGGCGAUCACAAGCCUGGUCAUGCCAGCAUCUCUCGGUCUGCGACCACUCGUUCCCCGCCUUCUACGACGGCCUUGCACCAGUCGAAGCAACCGCAGGGCAACCGCAUGAAUUCCCAAAUUGAACGCCCUAUGUUGACCGGUACACAAACUCCUCCACCGGCACAGUCACGGCCACCCGUGCUCCGAAAGGUCACAUCAGACGACAGUAUUCUGUACCACAGCCUAUCACGCGCUUCAUCGCUAGGCGACGACGAUCGUUUCCAGGAUGUGCGUGAAAUGGUUAACAUUCGCUUCAUGGCUAUCAGAGACAGCCUGCCCGACGUGCCAAAUUUCAGAAUGCCCAGCUUGCCUAAGCUGAACGCAGGAUCCCGCAUGUCAUCCAUCUCGCUCAAUGGAUUCUUUGCCAGCUCGACUGACGACACAUCUGGAUCCCGCCAAGCUACCGUCGACCGAGCUGCAGCCGCCGGAAACAUGCAGACCCCAGAAACCAAGGGCGUCCCAUUGAAUCCGUUAGACCGCGUGCUGAACGAGCUAGAGGGAGACAUUGUCGUUCUCGGCGGGUAUCGUGGCUCCGUCUUGCGAUCCGCAGAUCCACCCCAUCAGCAGCUCUGGGCACCUGUCAAACUGGGCUUUAACCUGCGCAAGGCCAACCUCGAGGUCGGGCUUGAGGAUGAGGACGAAGCGACCAUGGAGGAUCGCAUCAUUCCGUCCGGGAUGCUCAAGCAUAUUGGCCCCGUCGACAUAUCUCGCAAACUCUUCAAGCGCUUGCGUUCCUGUGCCAAUGCCCGCAACGGCAAGCUGCGAGUCUGGGACUACGGUUACGACUGGCGGCUCAGCCCAGCUUUGUCUGCGCACAAGUUGCGCAAGUUCCUUGCAGGGUUGCCCUCGAAUCAGCCUGGAGUGGCCAGAGACUCACGCGGCGCCAUUGUCAUUGCGCACAGCCUGGGCGGUCUGAUUACCAGGCACGUUGUGAAUCAGCAGCCGGACCUGUUUGCCGGAGUCCUGUACGCCGGCGUGCCACAGCGAUGCAUAAACAUCCUCGGACCUUUUCGAAAUGGCGACGCGGUGUUAUUCAACGAGAAGUUGUUGACGGCGCAGGUCAACUUCUCCAUCCGCACAUCUUUCGUAUUGCUUCCCGAUGACGGCUUCUGUUUCGUUGACAAGGAAACCGGAGAGGAGUACCCGGUUGACUUCUUCGAUGCAGACGACUGGAUAAAGUGGCGCUUGAGCCCCUGCGUGGCCACGGCCCUCCCAGCAUAUAAUAGGGACAAGCAGCAGGCAGCCUCACCUCUUUCCUCGCUCUUCCCAAAUUCAUUGUUGAAUAGCGGCCGGUUUGACAAGAAGCUCGAUGGCGCGGAGACCGGCGAUGUCAACGAGAAACGGCCAGGACAGGGGAUCAUGGAUGUGGCUCUUGGAGGCAAGGAUCGGGCCAUUGCGCCCCAGCUCAACGCAGAGGCACCAGGAACUGGCUCCGCCGCACCGCUUCCGCCGUCUCCGCCGCCGUCUCCGCCGGCGCCGGAGCGCGAGCGCUACGUGUCCUACCUCCGCCGCACCCUCGCAGCCACUAAGAAGUUCCGCUCCGAGCUGGCACACACGUCGGCUUAUGAAUCUGCCAACGCAUAUCCGCCCCAUGCGGUGCUCUACGGCAAGACCAUCCCAACGGUGUACGCGGCACAGGUGAGCGGGCGGGCUGCCAUUCCUUGCGCUGACGCCUACGAUAACCUCUUGUUUCGUGCGGGUGAUGGCGUUGUUCUCGCGCGCGAGGCAAUGUUGCCGCAGGGGUACGCCCUCGUCCGCGGCGGUAGGGUGAGCACCGAGCGCGGCCAUCUCACCAUGCUCGGCGAUCUGCCGGCCGUCGGGCGCGCGUUGGAGGCUCUGGUGAGGGGUAGGAGGAAAGGCAUCGGGCUGGGGACAGGGGAGACGGACGACAGCACAUAG
Molecule: messenger RNA, 2619 nt
Organism: Purpureocillium lilacinum
Lineage: Eukaryota; Fungi; Ascomycota; Sordariomycetes; Hypocreales; Ophiocordycipitaceae
Biological process (GO): lipid metabolic process
Source: RefSeq, a predicted model, not a curated record